Molecule: messenger RNA, 598 nt
Organism: Amphimedon queenslandica
Lineage: Eukaryota; Metazoa; Porifera; Demospongiae; Haplosclerida; Niphatidae
Product: beta-1,4-galactosyltransferase 7-like
Exons: 3
Biological process (GO): proteoglycan biosynthetic process; carbohydrate metabolic process
Cellular component (GO): Golgi apparatus
Molecular function (GO): xylosylprotein 4-beta-galactosyltransferase activity
Source: RefSeq, a predicted model, not a curated record
UCUUUAGCUCCAAUCAACUACUAGCAAGAGUGGAUAAUUAUUUACUCUCGCUACUAGCCACACUCAUUCUUCCUUCCUCUAUCCAGGUCAAUGGACUUACUAAUAUAUUCUGGGGCUGGGGCAGAGAAGAUGAUGAACUUUAUCUAAGAAUCAAAGAAGCUGGACUACAGUUACAUAGACCGGCUGGUAUUACAACUGGUAAUAAGACAUUCCGGCACAAUCACGAUCGCAAGGUCAGACCAAGGGACAUGAAGAGCUAUGGAACACAAUGGAGGCUAUCAAGACGAAGAGAUAGAGAAAGCGGUCUCCACACUUUAAAAUUUGAAGUACUAUCAAUCCACAAUAUGUCCAUCAAUGGGGCACCAUUCAAACUAGCAAAUUUAGAAUUGCACUGCGACUAUCAGAAGACACCUUUUUGUGAUCACCCGUCGUAAGACGAAAAUUAAUUAAUUUUUUACAGGCAAUGUAUUAUUAUUUUUGUAAAUAAUUAUCAAAUUGAAAAUGUAAUAAUUAUAUUAAAAUGAUUUUUUGAAGUUCUUUCUGUUCCUGCUACUGCAUUAAUUGGAAUCCUUCAGUAGCCAGACUUUCCUGCCAUUGA